Molecule: messenger RNA, 1428 nt
Organism: Plodia interpunctella (Indianmeal moth)
Lineage: Eukaryota; Metazoa; Arthropoda; Insecta; Lepidoptera; Pyralidae
Exons: 3
Coding region: 96-857 (253 amino acids)
Source: RefSeq, a predicted model, not a curated record
CGUACGGUCGUGCGUUGGCCGCGCCUGCCCGUUAGUCGCGCCCGAGUGUCAGCUUGAAUAGACGUGUGUAUUCGCUCGUGCUAUAUCACGUCAACAUGGCCACAUGUAUUUCUCCAUAUCGUGAAAUGCUGAUAAAAAUGAUAAAUGCGUAUAGAAAAGAACGUUGCCUGUGGGAUAUAACUCAUAAAGACUAUAAUUCUAAAUGUAUCAGACAAGAAGCUAUAGAUAAACUUCUGAAAAUACUCAGAACAAUGGAGCCGUGUGCUGACCGACCUGAUGUCCAAAAGAAGAUAAACUCAUUAAGGACAACAUAUAGAAAAGAAAGGAAGAAAGUGGUACACUCAUUAGUGUAUAACAAAGUAGUGUAUGAGCCAAAACUGUGGUAUUACAAUUACUUGACGUUUUUGGAUGAUGAUAAUAUUGAUGGUCACAAUGACGAGAACAGUGACGGAGAUGUCCAAGAAAUUGGUAGUGAAGAUCAUCAUGGUACAGACGAACAAGAUACAGCUAUGUUUAUAAUAAGAAAAAGUGAAAGUCCGCAACACGUAGAAUAUGAGGAAUCGGAAAGUGAAAGUAAUCAUCAACUGCCGUCGAGCAGCAAACGUGCGACUAAAAGGACCAUAGACGAAACACUUACAAGCAAUGUUGUUAAAUUAGUAGAUAAGUGUCUAAAGAAGUUCAAAGAUGAUGACGAGGAUCGCCACGACAUCUUCUGCAAGUCCAUUGCUGCGAAAAUGAGAUAUUUAGAUCACAAACAAUUUAUUUUGGCGGAGAAAUUGAUAAAUGACAUUAUGUAUGAAGCUGAAUCGGGAAAUCUAACUACGGAAUUUAAACUGGCGCGGACGGACAUAUCUUAGGACUAGCAGCCCGUCCCGGCUUCGCUCGGGUAAAAACAUUAAUAUGUUUUUACACUGAAACCUUCCUCAGGAAUCACACUUAUUUAUUGGCGAAAACCGUAUGAAAAGCUGUGCAGUCGUUUGUGAGUUUAUCGCGAACAGACAGAUGCUAUAGAGGACUUUGUUUUAUAAUAUGUAAGCAUAAGGAAACUGCAAGCAACACAAGGGAUAGCCGUACCAUCUUUUCUCGAAUACAUUUACCUAGAACAUUUGUUAUUAUUUUUUCUUUUGAAUUCAAGCAUUCAAGAUUGCAAAUAUCGUGAUUUAUUCUUGCCUUUCAUUAGUAGACCUUAGAAUGAAUGUUCAGUUUGUUAUAUAGAGGUACAGUUAAAAAGACAUAUUACGAUUGUACCUAGUUCUCAAAUUAAUAUUUGAAUUUAUUAACGGAAAACAGUCACUAUAAGAUAUUGAAGAUAUUCAAUGUUUUAAUUGAGACCUUCAUUAUAGUCAUGUAAUUUAUCAUAUACGUAUGUAUUACGUAGAUCAAAUUGAAAAAUGUAUUAAUAGCUAUAUCUUUUUUCUCAUUCUGAAC